UUUUAUACCUGAUUCCUUCCUGAUACGGUGAGGUGAGCAGUUGAGACUUGAGAGAGGCGGAGAGCAGAGACUAGAGAGAAAGAUUUUAGGCCAUUUGAUGCACUGGGUUUUAGACAUUCUAUGUUUUUAAGCUUUUGUUUAAGGAAAAGAAGUACUUUUAUAUGCCGAGGUUUUCACGUUGGUAAGCAGUUCUCAAAUCCGAGUACUGAGGACAUUGUUUUUAGAGCAAUUUGUGUUAAUUUAAAGCAGAGGAGAUGGAAACUUUUGGAGCAAAUGUCUCUGAGUAUCACCGACUCAUUAGUAUGUCGUGUGGUUGGCGAGUUUUGGAACUCGCCACAGUUAGCUUUGGAGUUCUGCAAUUGGAUUGGAAAGAAGAAUUUUUCGUACUCGUUGGAAUCUUGUUGUGCUGUAAUUCAUUUGUUGGUGAAAUUGAGGAGGUUCGAUGAGGCCUUAGCUCAUAUGGGGAACUUAAUGUGUGUAAGAGGAUUGGCUCCAUUCGAUGUUUUGGAAGGGUUAAUUAAUAGUUAUGAAGGAGAUGAUUCAAGUCCGGCGGUGUUUGAUGCAUUGGUAAGGACCUGUACUCAGUUUGGGGCCACCGAUGGUGCUUAUGAAGUGAUCAAAAAGUUGAGAAUGGACAGUUUUUGGGUUACAAUUCACGCUUGGAAUAACUUUCUGGGUCACCUUUUGAAGUUGAAUGAGAUUGAUAGAUUUCGGAAGGUGUAUAAAGAAAUGAUUUCAUAUGGGUAUAGUGAAAAUGUAAAUACUUUCAAUUUGAUUGUUUAUGCUCUUUGUAAGGAAUGUAGAUUACUAGAAGCAAUCUCAGUAUUUUACCGGAUGUUGAAGGAUGAAAUUUGGCCCAAUGUUGUUACUUUUAACAUGAUCAUAGAUGGAGCUUGCAAGAUGGGCAAUUUGGAACUUGCCUUGAAGCUUGUAAGGAAGAUGGGGGUGAUGUCAGGGGGGUGUGUAAGGCCCAAUUCAGUUACUUAUAAUUGUAUCAUUAAUGGGUUUUGUAAGAUCGGGAACAUAGCAUUGGCAGAAGAAGUGCGUAUUGAAAUGACUAAGGUGGGUAUUGAGUCCAAUGAAAGGACCUAUGGGACUUUGAUAGAUGGGCAUGCAAGAGGAGGGAGUUUGGAGGAGGCUUUUAAGUUGUGUAAUGAAAUGGUGGAAAGGGGCUUAAUUCCUAAUACUGUUGUUUACAAUACAGUUAUCCAUUGGCUUUACAAGGUAGAAGAUAUGGAGGGAGCUUCUUUGCUAUUGUCUGACAUGAUUGAUAAGCAUAUAUGCCCUGAUCAAUUCACCUACUCGAUCCUCAUGAAGGGGCUUUGCAGAAAUGGAUAUGUGACUGAAGCUCUUAGACUGAAUAACCAGGUAAUAGGAAAGAACCUCCUUGAAGAUGCUUUUUCUCACAAUAUUCUCAUAAAUUAUAUGUGCCGAAGCAAAAAUAUGGCAGGAGCCAAGCAACUGUUAGGCAGUAUGUUUGUUCAUGGUUUAAUUCCUGACCUUGUUACAUACGGUAGUUUGAUUGAUGGGUACUGCAAGGAAGGCAAUGUAGAGCAUGCAGUACAGAUUUACGACCGAAUGAUAAAGGCGGAAGAAAAUCCCAACUUGGUUAUAUAUAAUUCUGUUAUAAAUGGUUUAUGCAAAGAGGCAGCGAUGGAUGUUGCAAAACUCUUGACAAAUGUUUUACAGAGCAUGGGUUUAUUUGAUGUGAUAACUUAUAAUACUCUGAUUAAUGGCUAUUGCCUCAGUGGGAAGAUUGAAGCGGCUUUUGCUUUAUUUUCAGAAAUGAGAAAGUUGGGGAUUUUAGAGAACAGAGUCACUUAUAAUACAUUAAUCAACUUCUUGUGCAAGUUUGGGUGUUUUCAACAGGCAAAAGACCUUAUGAAGAUGAUGGCUCAUCAUGGCGUUGUUCCUGAUUCCAUAUCAUACACAACACUCAUUACCCAUUUCAGCAAGAAUUGCACUCCAGAGGAGGUGAUUGAAUUACAUGAUGAGAUGGUGCUUAAGGGAGUGAUCCCUGAUAGACCAACAUAUAGGGCCAUUGUUAGCCCACUUCUUCAAGAAGACAAUGCGGAAACUUGAGUUCGGAAUGGCAAAGUGAGCUUCGAAUCACACAUUUUAGCAUGGCAAGCUGCCUAUACAAUCACCUCCUUAAUGUAAGGCUUCAUUCUUCCAAUAUAAAUUUGUGCUUUCAAGACACCUAGACAGUCAGUGAAGAAUGUGCUGAUUUACCGUUGCAGCAGGUGGAUGAGUGGUCAAUGUACACAAUCUCUUUGCUCUGUGCUUGCGGUUGAAUUUUGUGGGACUCAUAUUGCCAAAGGAUGGCAUCUAGCUCUAUUGGGUCACUUAGGUAUGCACUUAUCAGGGAUUUCUUCUUGGAGAUCACAGAGAGUACUCAAACUCUUCUACCCUUGUUUUGAGAAGAAGAGGGGAAAAAGGAGUUUGCUGGUUUAUCCAAAAAAUGAUGUAAAAAUUUCUUCUUAAACAUCAUACUAAAGGGGGUUUCAGAUGAUCUGAGCUCUUAAUAUUGGAAUGAAUUCUAUUCUUUCUGAUUUUC
Messenger RNA from Quercus lobata, 2557 nucleotides. RefSeq names its product Pentatricopeptide repeat (PPR) superfamily protein. Gene Ontology annotation, biological process: mitochondria-nucleus signaling pathway; chloroplast-nucleus signaling pathway. The transcript is spliced from 3 exons. Gene Ontology annotation, molecular function: protein binding. Gene Ontology annotation, cellular component: chloroplast. Lineage: Eukaryota; Viridiplantae; Streptophyta; Magnoliopsida; Fagales; Fagaceae. The record is from RefSeq and is a predicted model, not a curated record. Bases 121 to 2082 code for a protein of 653 amino acids.